Messenger RNA from Leptinotarsa decemlineata (Colorado potato beetle), 505 nucleotides. It is a transcript of the gene robl, whose product is annotated as dynein light chain roadblock. NCBI's taxonomy places the organism in Eukaryota, Metazoa, Arthropoda, Insecta, Coleoptera, Chrysomelidae. Gene Ontology annotation, biological process: microtubule-based movement. The record is from RefSeq and is a predicted model, not a curated record. Gene Ontology annotation, cellular component: cytoplasmic dynein complex.
CCUGUCACUUUUGUCACUGUCACUAAGGCAACGGUUAAGUUGACGUUUUGCUUCGUUUUCCUUGUAGAAUUUUUUUUCAUUGAAUAAAUCAAAAUGUCGAACGAAGUAGAAGAAACUAUGAAACGAAUUCAAUCACACAAGGGGGUAGUAGGAACAAUAGUUGUGAAUUCUGAAGGAAUUCCAAUUAAAACAACUUUAGAUAAUACGACCACAGUUCAAUAUGCAGGUUUGAUAAGUUCUCUGUCUGACAAAGCGAGGAGUGUUGUAAGAGAUCUGGAUCCUUCUAAUGAUCUAACAUUUCUGAGGAUAAGGUCUAAGAAGCAUGAAAUUAUGGUGGCACCAGAUAAGGAAUUUAUUUUAAUAGUAGUGCAAAAUCCUACAGAUUGAGGGAUUAGUUUCUUCCAGAUUCAUAAAUGUUUAGUAGUUAAAAUGAUAUACUUACUCCUUUGUGAACUUUUUGUUAAUUUAUUGUAGUGAAGUAUUUAUUAAAUAUUUUAGUAUAUUU